Messenger RNA from Cryptomeria japonica (Japanese cedar), 1147 nucleotides. Its product is annotated as ankyrin repeat-containing protein ITN1-like. Lineage: Eukaryota; Viridiplantae; Streptophyta; Pinopsida; Cupressales; Cupressaceae. Gene Ontology annotation, cellular component: plasma membrane. The record is from RefSeq and is a predicted model, not a curated record. Gene Ontology annotation, molecular function: protein phosphatase regulator activity; protein phosphatase 1 binding.
UCGGCAACCAUAGCAAACAUUCCUUCACAUCUUCACGUUUCAUUUCUUGGCUGUAAAAUAUUCCCCACCUAGCGUCUCUUGACCAAAGUGACCUGUGUAUCGAAUUUGCUUCAAAGAAUUUAACCCUUGCUGUUGCGUCCCUCAAAACAUUGUAGAAAACAAAAUGAUGAAUGACGAGAAUCCGAUAAACAAUGAUCUCUUCAAUGCUUUGGUAAAUGGCACUCUUCACGAAAUUCACAGUUUACAUAAGAAGGAUCCGCGAGUUCUGCUUGGCGUUACAUUCCAAAGAGACACUCCUCUGCACAUUGCUGCAAGGGAAGGCCAGCAAGAUAUCGUUGAUUGGAUUCUUCAAGAGAAACCGUCUUUGGCUGGAGCUCGUAACAAGGAUGGCAAUACACCACUGAACGAAGCUGCUAAAUGCGGCAAUUCAGAACUAGUCGAUAUUCUGCUUCAAGGCAAAAAAAGUUCUGCCUACUAUUCUAAUAAGUUCGGAGAGACAGUUCUGAUAAUAGCUUCCAAGUAUGGCCAUGCAGAAGCAGUGAAAGUUUUGUUGAAAGCCAGGUCCUAUAACGACGCGUCCGAAUGGCGUCAAUCUUUGAGGGUUGCAGCUUACGGAAGAUACCCAGAUGUAGCACAGGCCAUACUUAAUAAUCCCAUCAAACAUAAGCGGUUCCGUCGUCGAUUACAUGCUUUGCAUGAAUGGGAUACAUAUGAAGAUAUCAUACAUCGUAGUCCCAUCAAAUCAUUGUUCCCUCCAAGUGUUCCCGAGGUCUCGGAUCUCCAUGCAGCCAUUCAUGGAGGAGAUCUUGCGAUUGUAGAGGCAGUCCUAAAUUCUUGUGCACGGUAUAGGGAAUUAAUGACAAAAAUGGAUGAAUUUGGAAGGUGCGCAAUACAUGUAGCAGCCAUGAAAGGCCAAUGGGACAUAAUCACUCUAUUUGUGGACAAAAUGCCAGAUUGUAUCGAAAUCCGGAAUUCAGAUCAUAAGUCUGUUCUUCACUUUGCCGUCGAAAAUGAUCAAUUUGAGAUGGUGCGCAAUCUACUAGAAAAGAAAUCGCAUCAAAAAGUCGCAGAGUUGGUGAGCCGCGACCAUGACUGCUUUCACAAUACAGUUUUACAUCUGGCAGCUAAACGUGUAGUGGAUCCCGAG